Folsomia candida is the source of this 1075-nucleotide messenger RNA. RefSeq names its product isatin hydrolase. The record is from RefSeq and is a predicted model, not a curated record. Gene Ontology annotation, molecular function: arylformamidase activity. NCBI's taxonomy places the organism in Eukaryota, Metazoa, Arthropoda, Collembola, Entomobryomorpha, Isotomidae. Bases 61 to 930 code for a protein of 289 amino acids. The transcript is spliced from 4 exons.
AUUUAAAUCUGUACCCAUUCCUCCCUCAUCCUUCGUCCAGUCCACUUCAUCAUCAUCAUCAUGUCGAGAGUAUUUUUCCUCGUCGUGUUCUUGGCCUUGGCGUCAUCAUCGCUCGGAGAUAAGGUCAAAAAACAGCCCUUCAUCGACCUCAGUUACGCCUUCAACAACGAAACGGUCACAUGGCCGGGUAGGACUUCUACCUGGAAUGUGGAAAUCGAGGGUGAAACACCAGACGGGGUUUGGAUCGCUUCGAGAGGAUUUUGUACCUCGGAACAUACAGCAACCCAUAUAGACGCGCCGUAUCACUUUCACAAGGCUGGGAGGAAAUUGGACCAGAUUCCGUUGGAAGAUUUAAUCGACACUCCUGGAGUUAUGAUCGACAUUUAUGAUAAGGUGCACCGCAUGGUCAAUGGGAAUUUGACAGUGGUGGAAAACUAUGUACUGACGAGGCAGGAUGUGCAAGAUUGGGAACGGAAAAAUGGCGUCAUAAAACCCGGAUCGAUCGUCCUCCUCCGAACGGGAUGGGGCGAGCGUUGGCCGGAUGUCAAGGCGUACCGUGGGAUUCACGAAACUCCCCCUGGGAAGGAGGACAAGCCCGUAGAAAAGAAGGCUGAUGGGGAACCGGCUUCCGUCAAAGUGGGUGAUCUCGGUCUCAAUUUUCCCGGAUACGAUGCAACCGCAGCUAAAUACUUGACCGUGGAAAGGGGCGUUUUAGGUGUUGGGACUGAUGCCAUAAGUAUUGAUGCUGGAGUGAAUUCGAGGUUUUUCCCAGCCCAUCAAGUUUUUGCCUCCCGGAGCGUUUGGAUGCUAGAAAUGGUAGCGAAUCUUCAUCUCCUCCCCCCACGCGGGUUCAAUUUGUGGGUCGUCCCAUUCAAAAUUGACCGUGGGACGGGUGCGCCAACCCGAGUACUGGCCAGAAUCAAUAACUAACUAACCAACCUGGGGAAAACUUGGUCGUAUCAUUUUAUCCAUUUUACAUACUUACGUUUACAUUGCAACGCAUUUACAUAGUGAAACUGAAAAAGUCAAUUUUUUAAUUUAAUAAAAAAUAGUGUAAUUGUCAUUUUAAAUACGA